AUUUGCAUAUCCACUUCCACUCCUUCCUCAUUUGCAUACAGCAAGAAUGGCGAGCGGGCAUCCCACAGACAAAUUCAGUUUCAUGUAUCAACCAGACACGCACAAGAGUAAGAACAGGUUAUCUUCAGCUAUGAAUCCAGUCUACAGCCCUGUCCAGCCUGGAACUCCAUAUGGAAACCCCAAGAAUAUGGCCUUCACAGGCUAUCCAGGGGGGUAUCCUGCUACAGCUCCUACCUACACCAACCUGUACCAAACAGGCAGUCCUGGGUAUCCACCAGGAUAUACUCCAGCAGGAACUCCAUACAAAGUGCCCCCCACUCAGUCAAAUGGAGCCCCUCCUCCUUAUACUCCGACCCCUACCCCGUACCCGACAGCUAUGUACCCCAUCCGCAGUGCCUACCCUCAGCAGAACCUAUACACACAGGGAGCGUACUACACCCAGCCAGUGUUUGCCGCUCAGCCACAUGUGAUCCAUCACACCACCGUGGUGCAGCCUAACAGCAUCCCCUCCACAGCCCUCUACCCGGCCCCUGUUCCUGUACCUGCUCCUCGCAACAACGGCAUGGCUGCCAUGGGGAUGGUAGCUGGGACAACCAUGGCCAUGAGCGCAGGGACUCUGCUGACAACGCCACAACACCCCCCAAUUGGAGCACACCCAGUUACUGUGCCAACCUACAGGCCCCAAGGGACACCUGGGUACAGCUACGUACCGCCUCACUGGUAGAGCCCAUCCAUCAUAUCUGGAGUCCACCAUCGUAUGCAACUGCUCGAAUCUUACCGCGAGCUCCCGUCAGUAAUCACGGGAACUCUGCAUCUGUCUGCAAGAACAAAACUAAAGUGCAACAGCCACUUUACUAUCAUUGUUAUUGUGCGACAUUCUCUAACAUUUUUACAAAAGCUGCUUUUUCUUUGUUUUCUUUUUCUUUUUUCCUUUUCAUCUGCCAACCAAUCAUUAUCUUAUUUUGUAUUGUUAUUUUAUUUCAUUUCCUCAUUUUCCUUUGCUGUGUCUGUCAUUGGAACUCCAGAAGGACUCUUGACCAAUCACGGGUGUCGAGCGCUCCUGUUACUGUGUUGUGCUGGUGUGUGUAUGUGUGCGUGCGUGUGUGUGUGUGUGUGUGUGUGUUUCUGCCUGCUGCAACUCAGCUGGCUGGAGAAUAUUGGGCACUUAUUCUUCUUCAUCUCCAUUGGUCACAAAGACUUAUUGACUUAUGCUGCCAAAUUUUUUAAUGACUAGAUAUCAGCACAGGGUUUCAACACAACUAGGAUUUUAGUUUUACAGAUUGUUGAUUUUUAAUGUUCCUUCUUUUUGCUACACUCAGAUGAGUUACCUUACUUUGCAGUCUCUCCCCCCAAAUUCUUCCUCAUCCUUUUUCAGUUUGAUCUCGGUCGUCUUCCAGUGUAGCUGUGUCCAGCAGUAGUUUGUCAUCCCGGUUGUUACGCCUCCAUAGGAGUGCUAUGAGCACUGACCAGCCAUCACCUGUAAUGCUACGCCUCACAUUUUUUUGUCUGCUUUAGCAUUGUACCUAGUACAAACAUCAUGCUACAUACUAUGCAGGCUAGUAUGUUGCAACACUAUCAAAAUUUUAUCCUAGCUAUAGAGGACGUUCCUGGGUGGUUUGGGUCAUGUCAGCUUUCUUUCCGUGGUUAGAGUAGGUAAGUACAUUUAAAACCUUAAAAAAAUACAGCUAUACUAACAGUGACAACAGCUUGGAUGGUCGUGCACACUUUCUGACACACACACACACACACACACA
Haplochromis burtoni (Burton's mouthbrooder) is the source of this 1754-nucleotide messenger RNA. It is a transcript of the gene fam168a, whose product is annotated as family with sequence similarity 168 member A. Lineage: Eukaryota; Metazoa; Chordata; Actinopteri; Cichliformes; Cichlidae. The record is from RefSeq and is a predicted model, not a curated record. Gene Ontology annotation, biological process: positive regulation of base-excision repair.